AUGUUAAGGCGUACAAUUUUCCUGGGAAGGGUAACCCGCUCUUGGACCAAAGGAUCUAUAGUUAAGGCAUCGGCCCAUUUCCCAGAUUCUGUGAGGGCUGAUCCCGCAGAAAGACGUAAUGAAGACUCGUCUCCGAAGGAAAGCCGCACAUGGUCUCUUCAUGACGGCCCGUGCAGCGAACCUCUUCACGUUCCCAAACAUAUUCAAUGGGCAACACAGAAGGUGAGAGUUUGGGGGCAACUAAUGCGAGUGGAUAAGGCUGCUGCAAUAAACCUCCUGCUUCAACCUUGUUACUGGGGAGCCAGUCUAGCAGUAACUCGGGCCAUCGUCUGGGAGGGGGCGGAUCCUGUCGUUUUGUUCGCUCCUUUCAUUCCCGUACAUUUGAUCGUCCUGUUCGGCGCUGGUGCCUUUUUGGCUCGGGGUGCGGGUUGUAUUAUUAACGACAUGUGUGACAGAAAGUUCGACCGAAUGGUAGAACGCACCAAAACACGGCCGCUUGCUAGCGGUGUUGUCAGCAUGAAGGAGGCAUCAGGCCUUCUCAUAACAGUAGCUGGUUUUGCGCUUGUUAUUGCACUAAACCUGUCGCCCAUGGCACUUGCUUCGGCGGUAGCGUUAGCUCCCAUCGCGGCAGUUUAUCCGCUCAUGAAGCGUAUAACCUACAUGCCUCAGCUCGUUCUGGGACUUUGCUUCAACGGCGGCAUUUUUGUUGGGUAUGCUGCCGUGCUAAACCGCAUUGAUUUGGCCGUUACGCUUCCUAUCUACUGCUCAGCCGUCGUGUGGACAGUUUUGUAUGAUACCAUCUAUGCGUACCAAGACAGGGCGGACGACCUGAAAUGCGGUGUGAAGAGCUCGGCUAUUCUUAUUGGUGACAGGAAGCAUAUUCUCACUUUCAUGAUACUCCCCAUCGGCAUGGGUAUUCUUAUUUCGGGAUUGAUGGUCUCACAGUCGCUUCCGUUUUACAUCGGUGUCCUCUGUUGCGUUUGGUACCUUCAGGGUGUCGUUGAUAACGUCAACAUAUACGAUGCGUGGUCAUGUGGUAUGGGAUUCCGCAGGAACGUACGAUUUGCCAUCCUGGUUACUUUUUCUCUCUGCCUUGGAAACGUGUUGUGGGCACUCGCAUCUGAGCACCAACCGGAAAAGGACGCCGCGAGCAACGCCAUAUCGGAAAAGUCGGCCUUGAUGAAAUUCCUUCUUUUGAAUAAGGAAGCGGAACCCAUGUCGUACAGCGUGCAAGAUAUUCGUUGGGUAGACCGUUUUGCGCAUCCGGCAUUCGUGGCAGCGCAGAAGGCUCAACACGAGGGAGAGGAAAAAACGGUGGUGGUGCCGGCGUGGAUGCGGCGUGAGUACCUGGGUGAGAAUGUAGGGACUAUCAUGCGCUUUUUUGGCGUUGACGAGGAAGCAAUCCAAACUUGGCAAAAGUGGUGGUACGCGCAACUUGACCACUACAACAUGUUCUCCAGCAUCGCCGUUUAG
Molecule: messenger RNA, 1473 nt
Organism: Trypanosoma brucei brucei TREU927
Lineage: Eukaryota; Euglenozoa; Kinetoplastea; Trypanosomatida; Trypanosomatidae
Product: prenyltransferase, putative
Exons: 1
Coding region: 1-1473 (490 amino acids)
Biological process (GO): ubiquinone biosynthetic process
Cellular component (GO): mitochondrial inner membrane
Molecular function (GO): prenyltransferase activity
Source: RefSeq, a predicted model, not a curated record